Jaculus jaculus (lesser Egyptian jerboa) is the source of this 2589-nucleotide messenger RNA. RefSeq names its product Ras related GTP binding C (gene Rragc). Gene Ontology annotation, cellular component: lysosome; nucleus; Gtr1-Gtr2 GTPase complex. The record is from RefSeq and is a predicted model, not a curated record. The transcript is spliced from 7 exons. Bases 50 to 1249 code for a protein of 399 amino acids. NCBI's taxonomy places the organism in Eukaryota, Metazoa, Chordata, Mammalia, Rodentia, Dipodidae. Gene Ontology annotation, biological process: regulation of autophagy; cellular response to starvation; cellular response to amino acid stimulus. Gene Ontology annotation, molecular function: GTP binding; GTPase activity.
GGCCUGGCCUGGCCUGGCCUGUCAGCGCGUGCAGCGGCGGUCCAGCACCAUGUCCCUGCAGUACGGGGCGGAGGAGACGCCCCUGGCCGGCAGUUACGGCGCGGCCGAUUCGUUCCCCAAGGACUUCGGCUACGGCGUGGAGGAGGAGGAAGAGGAGGCGGCGGCGGCGGGCGGUGGCGUCGGGCCGGGGGCCGGCGGCGGCUGUGGCCCGGGGGGCGCUGACAGCUCCAAGCCGAGGAUUCUGCUCAUGGGGCUGCGGCGCAGCGGCAAGUCCUCCAUCCAGAAGGUGGUGUUUCAUAAGAUGUCACCCAACGAGACCUUGUUUUUGGAAAGUACCAACAAGAUUUAUAAAGAUGACAUUUCCAAUAGCUCCUUUGUGAAUUUCCAGAUUUGGGAUUUUCCUGGGCAAAUGGACUUUUUUGACCCCACCUUUGAUUACGAGAUGAUCUUCAGGGGAACAGGAGCACUGAUCUAUGUCAUUGAUGCACAGGAUGACUACAUGGAGGCUUUAACGAGACUUCACAUUACUGUUUCUAAAGCCUACAAAGUUAACCCAGACAUGAAUUUUGAGGUUUUUAUUCACAAAGUUGAUGGUCUGUCUGAUGAUCACAAAAUAGAAACACAGAGGGACAUUCAUCAAAGGGCCAAUGAUGACCUUGCAGAUGCUGGGCUAGAAAAACUCCAUCUUAGCUUUUAUUUGACUAGUAUCUAUGAUCACUCAAUAUUUGAAGCCUUCAGUAAGGUGGUGCAGAAACUCAUUCCACAACUGCCAACCUUGGAAAACCUAUUAAAUAUCUUUAUAUCAAAUUCAGGUAUUGAAAAAGCUUUUCUCUUUGAUGUUGUCAGCAAAAUCUACAUUGCAACAGAUAGUUCCCCUGUGGAUAUGCAGUCUUACGAACUUUGCUGUGACAUGAUUGACGUAGUAAUUGAUGUGUCUUGUAUAUAUGGGUUAAAGGAAGAUGGAAGCGGAAGUGCUUAUGACAAAGAGUCUAUGGCAAUUAUCAAGCUGAACAAUACAACUGUCCUGUAUUUAAAAGAAGUGACUAAAUUUUUGGCACUGGUCUGCAUUCUUAGGGAAGAGAGCUUUGAACGAAAAGGUUUGAUAGACUACAACUUCCACUGUUUCCGAAAAGCUAUCCAUGAGGUUUUUGAAGUGGGUGUGACCUCUCAUAGGAGCUGCAGUCACCAGAGCAGUGCUCCAAGCCUGAAAUCAUUGGCACACAAUGGCACACCACGGAAUGCCAUCUAGUCUGAAUCUCAGUGGUCAAGGCUUAGUUCCAGCUUGCUUCUCACUCCAGGGUCAGAUGCCACAUGGCACAGGACAUGGGAGCUGUUGCGUCUGGUGCCUGUCCCACUGGAGGCGAGGGGUAGAGUUUCAUUUGGAUGAAAACCCCUUCACCCGGCGGUGUACAACUGAAACUUUUUUUUUUUUUUAAACGGUGCAAAUGAAUUCUAGAGACUUCGGAACUCAGUGUGUUUCUCUUUUGGGUCUGUCUUUAACCAGUUGGGAAAUUUUGGACUUAGAGAUAACAUGAGUUAUCCAUUCUUACCAGGGAAUGUUGCUGUCAGUUCCAGCCUAAAAUAAUAGAAAAACAACUGAACUUUUAUAUACUCCCCGUAGGCUUUCAUUUGAAUAGUCAGUCUCUAAAAGCCUUGCUUUGCUUACGUUCUAACACUGCCUGUCAGAUCUCAGUUUUGGACAUUGUACCUCUUAAGACCUUCCACCUUCGCUUGCUAACUCAGAAGAGACAUUGUCUUGAGUGUAGCCAAGGAUGUUCCUGGGUCUGCUGUGAAGAAACAGGAGUUGGGUGCCGCUUCGAGUGGUGAGUGGGGCUCAGCUGCGGCUGUGCUCGCCCCUUAGAAGUGCUGAGCAAACCUGCGACCAGGAGAAGCCCUGCACCGGCACCAGCACCAGCACCGCCGAAUGCACUCUCUCUUGUGUCUGACCGAGCACCACGGAGCAAAGGGCAUGUCAAGUGCUUUUCCUCACCGUCCCCUUUGGGGGAGAAACUCAUUGUGUCUCUGAAAUAUUUAGCCCACUUUUCUUUAAUCUGAUAUCAGCUCUACUUUUUAUUCUAAGUUAUCUAGAUUCUUUUAAGAAUGGCUGUUUGUUUUUUUGCUUUUUCUUUCCACAAAUGACCCUGAGGCGCUGGUGGGUUAUCCCCUGGGGGUUGGGAAACAGCAUGUAGUGCCACACAUGUGUUUUUACUUACUCUGUCUCCAGUAUUGUGACACCAAGUGUCACCUGUGGUACUUCCCUUUGCCUGGGGUAUGAAUCCUUAAUUGUUUUGCUCAUAGUUGAGCCUUCCCAUUGAUUUGAGCUCACACAUUGUUUUACUCCACACGCCCAGUACCCAUGUAUUCCAAAACCACUGGGCAGCUUGAGUACGUAAGUGCCACUGUUCAAUGACAUCGAAAUUCAGGUCUGUAAACCUAACAGUGUGACUUGGAGUGCUUCCUGCAGAUGAUUCUGACUGUUGAGUAUUUACAUGGACCAUGGUGAUAUCCAAAAGAAAAAUGCUUUUAUAUUUAUAGACUAUUUCAUUAAACUAUAUAUAAAAUGGGUAUCAAUAAAUGUAUUUACUCCAA